Exophiala viscosa is the source of this 2346-nucleotide messenger RNA. RefSeq lists its product as uncharacterized. The record is from RefSeq and is a predicted model, not a curated record. Bases 272 to 1972 code for a protein of 566 amino acids. The transcript is spliced from 2 exons. Lineage: Eukaryota; Fungi; Ascomycota; Eurotiomycetes; Chaetothyriales; Herpotrichiellaceae.
CUUCCUCUACGACUUUUCAAAGACCCCCAGACGGCGAUUCAUGAGGGUUUGAAGAGAUAGAUAUUGGACAAUCGGCUUGGUGGAAGGGUUUGCUAGGGCUGGCGUGAGCCAGGGAAGAGCAGUGUGGUGUUCUCAUUACUGAGGAAAGCAACCCUUCUUGGCCCUCCAUUCAUUGACCUAGCAUCAGAGCGCAUGAGCCUGGAGGAGGUUCCCCUGCGCGAGGCUUGCAUUUCAAAUUCAAUGCCUCUACGAGCCAAUUGAUUGGAAAGAUAUGGAAACGCGCGAGUUUGCGACUAGAGAAGAAUUGUGGCGCAUCCACGAGACGCUCAACGAGCUCUCCACGACGCAGGCCGCACACUCGGAGAGAAUCAUGCGUUUGGAACAGAAGACACCGGAUGGAGGUAGAUCCAGGAGUCUGUGGGGUUCUUCAUCACCAUUCCCAGGUGUUCUUGGUUCAUCACAUCAUGAUUCCACCCUCAAUCCUGCGGCAGAAGCCUUCCGAAACUUCGAUGCGGAACCUACGACAAGCAUGAUGAGCUCAUUGACUUUGGAUGCGAACGAUGAUUCUAGACGAGUGGCAGCGUCCAGAGCCAACUCGGUGCGGUUCGAUGAAAGCGCAAACAAUCACUAUACGUCGUCCAGACAGUCUAUCGACCUUCCAGCACGGACGGGGAGUGGACUUGGUGGUCACGCGCUUUCUGAGAGAUCGUUGUCGCAUCGUUCCGAUGGAAAACCCACGACUGCCGGUUUUGGUCGUACAAAUAGUUUUGGACUGGAAGGAAGUCGCCUCCUCGGUUCUAUCCACAACUCACCCAAGGUGUCAGGCAACCCUCCUCCGGGCUUUUUUGUCUUGGGUCCAUGCCCGUCAAUCAUCCGCUGCUGGUUGACCCAGUCCUUCUCCAACGAUUCGCUACUCUAUGCUGCCAUUUGCACCGGCUCCUCGAUAUCGUCUGUCAGUCAUGCGCUCAUAGACAAGCUCGACCUGAAUGAAUCGAUAUUUGACGACGGAGAGUAUCGUGCCAUCCGACUACCAGUCUACUUGACUGAAGCAAAGAUACAUUCACCGGCCGUCAGAUCAGCGAGUCCAGUACCUCAGAUACCGACCUUGAUGGUGAAAUUCUUGGUCGAUGAUCAGCCGGUGAAGGACGCAUCCAUACAGAUCAUCUUAGGCAGCGACGUUUUGAGAUCCCACAACGGAGAUAUCCUGUUUUCACAGGACAAGCUUAUGAUCUUUGAUGAAGAGCGAAAUCAGUUGUCGAUACCACUGGUGCGACCUGAAGACGACUCAACCUACAAGGAUCUGUGCACGGUUUCCCGCAAGCAAUCGUCGUCAAUGGAAGUUGUCUUACCGCCUCCAGCCUCCCCAAUCGGGGUCAUUGGCCGACCUGGAAGAUCAAUUUCCUCGGCCCAAGGAGUGGCUUCUCCGCUUGCAGCACCAUCAAGCAGCAUAGCUUCUGCGACGCCUUCUGAACCCGGAGAUAUGCGCAGAAUGGAUCAGCAAACUGAGCCGUCGACCCGAUCGAGUCUGGACCUUACGCAGUCAAGACCAGCAGAUGAUUCCAAAUCGACUACUGGCAGUGAGAAGUCGUUCAGUACGCCAAUGUCGAAAUCUGCUGGCUCAGGAGUGUGGGCCAACUCGUGGCGCUCGGCAUCCGCAUCCGCACAGAAUGAUUCGAAUCAGAAACCAUCCUCGAGUUAUGCCCGGCCUAGCGCAUCUCGACCCAUGAAGAUUCUUCGACCAGCCAAAACCAUGGCAAAUGCAACCAGAUCCGUCUCCACGACUGCGGCAACUCCUAAUGGGGCAGAGAAUGCGACAGGACGAUCGGAGGCUGAUGGACAAGCCAGCCAGAACGAUUCGAACGGGAAAGCUGGACAAUCAACAACGACGACCAAGUCGAAUCCAAUUGGUUCUGGCACUGCUUUUGGAUGGCUAAAUACUGGGCCGCACCGAAGAACGACCGCGAACGGAUGAAAGGUUAGAAUCGAUCAGUGGCAUUCAUCAAGGAGAUCUGCAUAUCGAUGUGAACAAUCCCGGAGCAAGGCUCGGACGAUGGAAGUGUCCUGGGACGUGGCUGAUGUUCUGUAACAGCAACUGGAGAGCCUCGCCUGAUCUUUGGAGGUGGGGCUUCUAAAACGCGACUUGUAUUCUAGAUUGGGGCUAUGAACCUUGCAACGAAGCGAGAUCUGUGAGACAAGGUGCAAGACAGAGAAAGGUAUUCCAGACAGAGAGACAGAAGCCUCAAGGCCACAUCAAAAAGAAGAAUAUUGCAACAAUAGGUAUCGAUCAAUGCCGACACGCGAUAGCCGAGCAAGAUUGAUUCAUCCCCACACUUUUUGCCCAUAUUU